AUGGCACAAACUUAUGGCCAGCAGCAGCAGCCAAUGCAACAGUCUCAAAUACCAGAAUACACUUUACCAGGCGUACUUCAUUUUCUCCAAUCAGAAUGGAGACGCUAUGAGCGAGACAGAAAUGAAUGGGAGAUUGAGCGUGCCGAAAUGAAGGCCCGCAUCGCACUAUUGGAAGGUGAACGUCGUGGAAUUGAAACCAUGAAAAUAAAUCUUAUGAGGCGUGUAAAAAUGUUAGAAUUUGCUCUAAGGCAGGAGAGAAGUAAAUAUUUGGCCGGCAUAUCAUCCACACAACCUUUAACAAGGGAAUCAUCCACUGUAUCAACUACUGCAAACGAAGAAGGACUACAAAAUAAUUCUCAAUCAACUACUGAGUUUUCUCUGACUUCCGAACAAUCUUCACAACAAAAGAGUCUUUUAUCAAGUCGGGAUCCUAAUUAUCGCAUCAAAAGUCGAGAAAUUCUUAAAGCGUGCCUGCAAGAAAUUGACUACCUUACAAAUGCUGCGACUAGUAACCCAUCUAUUAGCAAUCGACUUUUAAGCCAUCCAACUGGUUUGAAUGGAAAUAAUGCAACCAAUCAAAUGCCAAAUCAUAGAGACAGUGCAAUAUGGGUUGGGGGCAAUUCUAAUGCACAUAACGGAGUGCCACCGAAAAGAUUAGGCAACGUUGCAAUAAGACCUUCUAGGCCUGCUCCAACAACACCACCGUCAAUUUUACCUAUAUUGCCAACAAAUUCAUCUAGCCCACCAUUAGAUAAUCCUUUUCCUCCGCGUGAAGGUAUAGAGAUUGUUUCUCCUGAAAAUGAAGACGGUCCAUUCUUUCCCAAAUCAGCUGGUAAAUUGUACAAGAAUGAUGAAAGAUUUUCUGAUGAUGAACAACCAUCAUUUGAUUAUCAAGGAAACGAUAUAAUAGCUUCGGGUGAAACGACACCAAUUGGUAAUGGAAUUGGUGGGUUAGAGACAAAUAAAGCCGAUGAAAACUACUUUGAAAAAGAUGUUGGUACUCCCGCCUUUAACAAAUCCGGACCUUGGAAAAUGCAGAGUCAAAUUACAGCCAAAAAUAUGACUGCAUUUCAAAAAAGUGCAGAUGAACUCAGAAAAGAAGAAUAUCAAUUGACAAAAGAUGUUCAGAAAAAAUUUAACCUGUCAGAUGAGAAAAUUUCGAAAUUGAUGAAACAUUCUUCGAAAAAAAAUCAAGGAAUAUUACCAAUUAAUACAUCAGAUCCUCAAUUAGACGAACUCAGUUUAUCAGUUGAUGAAGUUGACAACGCAGAAAAAUCCGAGGUUGAUAAAUUACAAGAAAAUAAUUCAGAUAGAAAAAUGUGGAGGCAACGAUUCACAUUAAGGAGCCAUCUUGAUACUGUUCGUUCUAUUUCAUGGCAUAAAUCAGAACUCAUGUUUGCAUCUGGAUCGGAAGAUGGCACAGUGAAGUUAUGGAAUUUAAAGGGCCCAAUUUCUCUCAAACCUACAGAUGUUCCUGAUAUUGAACCGACAAUUACUUAUAGAAGUCAUACAGCGGCCGUAAAUUCAGUUGUCAUUGCUUCAGAACAGUACAAAUGUUAUUCGGCUAGUAUGGACUCCACAAUUCGUGUAUGGGAUCUGCCACCACCAAAACGAGACACUUACGGACCCUUUUUAGCAUCCGCAUCUGCUGAUGGAACAGUUAAAAUUUGGAAUACGGAAACGGAAGGAUCGCCCUUGAAAAGUUCAUGGGGAUAUUAUGGUAGUGACAGUGAACUACCAGUUAACGGAGUUCGUCCGCCAAUACCUACAUCUAUUGAUUUUGUUCAUAGCGAUUUGAAGAAAAUUGCCGUUUCAUUCCAAAAUUCAAUAAUCAAGCUUUAUGACAUUGAAACAGGACAAAGUAUUGUAACCUUUAAUAGUGAUGAAACCUACGAUAAUACUCCAGCGACACAAAUCAAUCGUAUCAUCGUUCAUCCUACCAUGUCGCUGUUAUUUUCUGCACAUGAAGAUAAAUAUAUUAGAUUCUUUGAUGUUAAUAGCGGUAAAUGUAAUUUCUCAAUGCUUGCCCACCUGGAUUCGGUCACCACGCUUGAUAUUGAUCCAUCAGGAAUGAUAUUGGUAUCAGGAGGUCAUGAUAGUUCUAUUCGCUUGUGGGAUAUUGUAUCAACUAGACAAUGUGUUCAAGAGUUUGUAUCGCAUCGACGAAAAUCUGAUGAGGGAGUAUUAUGUGUUGAAUAUCACCGGUCUUUACCAUGGAUGGCAAGUGGUGGAGCAGAUUCAGUAGUGAAGAUAUAUUGUUAA
Messenger RNA from Dentiscutata erythropus, 2262 nucleotides. The record is from the annotation of a GenBank genome assembly. NCBI's taxonomy places the organism in Eukaryota, Fungi, Glomeromycota, Glomeromycetes, Diversisporales, Gigasporaceae.